AUAUAUGAAGGCAGUUUUACUUUCGUGCAGUUGAUUCGUGUUGUGUGCUGGGUGAACGUCUUAUUGGUCAGGUGCAACACAUUCAAGUAGCAUAAUUUCUGACUGAUUUUAACCUUGAUUUUUUCAACUGUUGUAUUUCCUUUUCUCUGAAGCAUGCUGCGAAUGAGAGCGGUGCUAUAUCAGUCUUUGAGAAGUUUCAGGACGUCUCCCUGCGCUGCUGUUGAAGUGCAGAAUGAACCCAUCCUGGGAUUUCAGGAGGGGAGCAAAGAGAGGGCGGAGCUGCUUAAGGUCCUGCAGGAGCUGAAGGGUAAGACUGAGGAAAUUCCGUGCGUGGUUGGAGACGAGCAUGUCUGGACCAAAGACAUCAGAUACCAGCUGUCGCCCUUCAAUCACUCCCACAAAGUGGCCAAGUUUUGCUAUGCUGACAAGGACCUCCUGAAUCGGGCCAUACUGGCUUCAUUAGCGGCCCGCAGGGAGUGGGACCUGAAGCCAGUCCAGGACCGAGCCCAAGUUCUCCUCAAGGCUGCAGACAUCAUCAGUGGGCCCAAGCGGGCUGAGGUGCUGGCUAAGACUAUGAUUGGGCAGGGUAAGACCGUGGUCCAGGCGGAGAUCGAUGCAGCGGCUGAGCUGAUAGAUUUCUGGCGCUUCAACGCCAAGUACGCCAUGGAGCUGGAGGGCCAGCAGCCUCUGGACAGCGACGGCAGCACCAACACCAUGCUGUACAGGGGCCUGGAGGGCUUCGUAGCCGCUGUCGCCCCCUUUAACUUCACCGCCAUUGGAGGGAACCUGGCGGGGACUCCGGCCCUGAUGGGUAACGUGGUCCUGUGGAAGCCAAGCGAUACGGCCAUGUCGGCCAGCUACGCCGUCUACAAGAUCCUGAGGGAGGCUGGCCUCCCGCCAAACAUCGUCCAGUUUGUGCCGGCCGACGGGCCCGUGUUCGGCGACACCAUCACGGCCUCUGAGCACCUGGCCGGUGUCAACUUCACCGGCAGUGUCCCAACCUUCAAGCGGCUGUGGAAGCAGGUAGCGCAGAACCUGGAGCAUUACAGGAACUUCCCACGAGUGGCAGGAGAAUGCGGGGGGAAGAACUUCCACUUCGUGCACAAGUCUGCGGACGUGCAGAGCGUGGUGAUGGGGACGGUCCGCUCCGCCUUCGAGUACGGGGGGCAGAAGUGCUCGGCCUGCUCCAGGAUGUACGUGCCCGACUCCCUGUGGCCCCGGAUCCGACAGGAGAUCCUGGCUGUGCACAAACAGCUCAACGUGGGAGAUCCUGUGAAUGAUUUAAGCACCUUCUUCUCUGCAGUCAUUGAUGACAAGUCCUUCGAUCGCAUUUCUAAGUGGCUGGACCAUGCCAAGACUUCCCCUAAUCUGACCGUCAUCGCUGGUGGUAACUGUGACAAGAGCAAGGGUUACUUUGUGGAGCCAACCAUCAUCGAAACGAAGGACCCACAAGACGCCAUCAUGAAUGAGGAAAUCUUUGGCCCUGUGCUGACCGUUUAUGUUUACCCUGAGAAUGACUACAAAGAUGUGCUGAAGCUGAUCGACAACACCUCCCCCUAUGCUCUGACAGGCGCCGUCUUCGCCCUUGAUAAGAGUGUGGUGGCUGAAGCUGCUAAAACCCUACGGAACGCUGCUGGGAACUACUACGUGAACGACAAGUCCACCGGCUCCAUUGUUGCCCAGCAACCAUUCGGGGGUUCGAGAGCAUCAGGCACUAAUGACAAGCCCGGCGGCAAGCACUACGUCCUAAGGUGGACAUCGCCGCAGGUCGUCAAGGAGACCCAUGUGCCGCUGACAGAAUGGAAGUACCCCUACAUGGGUUGAGAAGGGAACUGAUUUUUGCCCCCUUCUCCCCACGCCCCUACCUGUCUUGCCUAACCCCUACCCUGCAGAACGGCACUGAAUCCCCAUCCUCUUCCACGUUAUUUUCUCUACUGCUCAUCACUGGAGAUACAGAAAAAUGUAUGUUACAGGAAACCACCCCACCCUCGGCUCUGGACCAGAGCUUACACUGGCUGAUUCUGAGCCAGCUGAAGGGGUGGCUAGUCCCCCCAAGCACUGUGUGGCACCGAUAUGGGACGAUGAAGAAUCUAUGCACAGGGAGCAUUAAACCCACCUGAGUGUGCUUUCAGCCAUCCUCCUCUCAUUGUGUGUCCAAGGGGGGGGUGGCUUGCUUGCCUUGCAACUGGGCUCAACUGGGACCAGAGCUGCAGUUACACGUCUCUCACUGAGGUCUAGCCUGGCUGUACAGACGUAGGACUCCGGUCCGGGUGUUGCUGAAGAAGACUGGGUGAGCAGGAAGGAAUUUCAGCCGGUCUCCCAUGCCCCUAUGUGGGACUAGAAAAAUCCUGAAAAACCGGCAAACAAAUAUCGUCUUGCCCUUUGUCCUCAAAAUGCUCCUGGCUUUUUAUUCAAGUUUUUAACUGUCAGCCUGGCAAGGCUCUUUCAGAAUUUAAGGGAAAUUGAAGAUGGUGCUUUGCAAAGGAAAUGUCCUGAGAUAAGCCUUUUAGAUAAACAUGCACCUGUAUAUUGAUACCCUAAUUGGAAGAAAUGCAUUUGGAACAGUUCUAUUGUAACUUUGGACUGCGAAAUGCUGUACCAUCUGUGCUUUUAGAAACAUUGGCCUUGACGAGAAAGUUAAUGGUUUACCUCGCUAACCUCACUGCCAGACAGUAGAUGGGGUUCAGUUAAUAUUUUUGACUGGUUCAUUUUGGGUCGUGGCGGAAUGAAACAGGAAUUCUGUGAUUGGCCCUUUGUUGCUUAAGAAAUUCAAGACUUUUCAGAAGCAUCCAUCUUCAGUGUAUACGUCUGUGUUUUUAUUUUUUAUUUUAUUUUCCCAAAGCAAAAUUAAUGAAUUGCUUUUGAGACAUAUCUUAAUCAGUCACCUGUGCCUCUCCAACCCUACGUUUGUAAUGGUCCAGCGCCCUGACCUGUGGCAGUUCCUUUCUACACUUUGGCAGACAGCUUUACAUAUUUACCAUGACGAUGGCAAACUUGCAGCAGCUAUGGUCACUUGAUCGAGCAGAUAAGGCGAUUACAGUAUGUAGGCAGUGUUACUAAAGUUAUUCAAUUAUAACUUAAAAAAUAAAAUAAAAUCCUAAAUAGCAAUUUAUUUUCUUAAACAGAUUUUUUAAAAUUAACUUGUAAUUAAUUGAUUUAUUAAUACAUCCUACAGCAUUGCAAUAAAUUAUUUCACUAAAUAUGCGCCUGUAUUAAUGAUUCAGAGAUGGGUGAUAUUUGGAAUAUGAAACCUUGCCUGUUCAAUUGUUUUAGUAGAAUGACAAGAUUAUUUGGUUUAAUUGUUGUUUUGAUGUUAUGUCUUUGUUAUUCCUGUUAUGAUCUGUCUGAAAGGUACAGAUUGAAAUGGCAUAAACACAUGUGCAUCUUCAUCAGAAAAUAAAUGCUGUUUGUUCAUCA
Conger conger (European conger) is the source of this 3417-nucleotide messenger RNA. RefSeq names its product aldehyde dehydrogenase 4 family, member A1 (gene aldh4a1). Gene Ontology annotation, molecular function: L-glutamate gamma-semialdehyde dehydrogenase (NAD+) activity. Bases 154 to 1824 code for a protein of 556 amino acids. The transcript is spliced from 15 exons. The record is from RefSeq and is a predicted model, not a curated record. Lineage: Eukaryota; Metazoa; Chordata; Actinopteri; Anguilliformes; Congridae.